Molecule: messenger RNA, 3787 nt
Organism: Coccidioides posadasii C735 delta SOWgp
Lineage: Eukaryota; Fungi; Ascomycota; Eurotiomycetes; Onygenales; Onygenaceae
Gene: DED1
Product: DEAD-box ATP-dependent RNA helicase
Cellular component (GO): nucleus
Molecular function (GO): RNA helicase activity; ATP binding; RNA binding
Source: RefSeq, a predicted model, not a curated record
AAGGUCUCCCUCACAACACAACCCCAGAUUCACAGUCUGAGAGAAGAGUCGUCCCUUUGAGAAACUUGCUUUCUGUCUCAGUCGCUCUUUUCUCCUUUCACAUCAGUUGCCUGAACUCCUGUCCCAGGUCUUCUCGAGCAGCUGAACCCUGUGAAACCAGACACACUAGCGAAAAGAAAAACAAUCAACAUUUCAAAUAAUCAUCUGUUACUCAAUCCAUAUUCAAUCAUGGCUGAUUCCUUGAAAAUGGCUGGCCUCUCGCUCGAGGACUCCCAACACGCCCCUAGCCAUGCCACCGGUCGUGCCCCGUACAUUCCUCCCCACCUCCGUGGUCAGCAACGCGCCGGCCCUACCAUGCCUGUCGAUGGUGCUGCUCCACAAGGUCGUCCUCCAAUGAACCCUGGCUCUUGGGGUCCCAAUAAAAGUGGUGCUCCUCCCAACAACUGGGCUCCUCGAGGAGCAAAUAAUAUGAACGGUGCCCCUGCCUGGGGUGCUGCUGGUGGUGGCGGUGGUGCUCGUUUCGAUCCAAAUGCCUAUGGCCACCCUGGUCAUCGCGGCGGUCAGAGCCACGGUGGUGCCGGUAGCGGUGCUGCCCGUGGAUCCGGUGAUGGUCAGUGGCGCGAUGGAAAGCAUAUCCCCGGUCCACCAAAUGCCCGUCUUGAACGUGAACUCUUCGGCGUCCCCAACGACCCAUCCAAGCAGCAUACCGGCAUCAACUUCGCCAACUACGAUGACAUUCCUGUCGAGGCCUCAGGUCACGAUGUUCCAGAGCCAGUGACUGCCUUCACAAACCCACCCCUGGAUGACCAUUUGAUAUCCAACAUCAAACUUGCCACCUACAAGACACCGACCCCAGUCCAGAAGUAUUCCAUCCCAAUUGUCAUGGGUGGUCGUGACCUCAUGGCCUGUGCUCAGACCGGUUCCGGAAAAACUGGCGGUUUCCUCUUCCCAAUUCUCUCUCAAGCUUUUAAAAACGGCCCUUCCGCGGUCCCAACACAAAACGCCAACCAAUUCAGCUAUGGCCGUCAGCGAAAAGCCUACCCGACCUCGUUGAUCUUGGCCCCUACCCGUGAAUUGGUGUCUCAGAUCUACGAUGAAGCCCGCAAGUUCGCUUACCGUUCCUGGGUUCGCCCAUGCGUCGUCUACGGCGGUGCGGAUAUCGGUUCUCAGCUCCGCCAGAUUGAACGUGGCUGUGACCUUCUUGUCGCUACUCCCGGCCGUCUUGUCGAUCUGAUCGAACGUGGACGUAUCUCUCUCUGCAAUAUCAAGUACCUCGUCCUUGAUGAGGCCGAUCGCAUGUUGGACAUGGGUUUCGAGCCCCAGAUUCGCCGCAUCGUCGAGGGAGAGGAUAUGCCACCUGUCAACGGACGUCAGACCCUCAUGUUUUCGGCCACAUUCCCUCGUGACAUCCAGAUGCUCGCCCGCGACUUCUUGAAGGACUAUGUGUUCUUGUCUGUCGGUCGUGUCGGAUCCACUUCGGAGAACAUCACCCAAAAGGUCGAAUACGUCGAAGACGCCGACAAGCGCUCCGUUCUGCUUGAUAUCCUCCACACCCAUGGAACUGGACUCACUCUCAUUUUCGUCGAGACCAAGCGCAUGGCUGAUUCUCUAUCUGAGUUCCUUAUCAACCAGAAUUUCCCUGCAACUGCUAUCCACGGUGACCGCACUCAACGUGAGCGUGAGCGGGCUCUUGAAUACUUCCGCAACGGCCGCUGCCCUAUCCUCGUUGCCACUGCUGUUGCUGCUCGUGGUCUCGAUAUCCCUAAUGUUACUCACGUCGUCAACUACGAUCUCCCCACCGACAUCGAUGACUAUGUCCAUCGUAUCGGCCGUACUGGUCGUGCUGGUAACACCGGUCUGUCCACAGCUUUCUUCAACCGUGGCAACCGCGGUGUCGUCCGUGACUUGAUCGAAUUACUCAAAGAAGCUCACCAGGAAGUCCCGGCCUUCUUGGAAAAUAUUGCUCGUGAGGGCAGCGGAUACGGCGGCCGUGGCGGCGGUCGUGGUGGUGGAAGAGGCCGUGGUGCCAAUGCCACUCGUGAUAUGCGUCGCAUGGGCGGUGGUGGUCCUCCAAUGAGUGGUACUCCAUCCUACAGCGGUGGUUAUGGUGGUGGCGCCAACAACUAUGGUGGAAGCUAUAGCAGUGCUCCAUCUUACGGCGGAUACGGCGGUGGCUACGGUGGAGGCGGCUACGGCAACCCAUCUGGUCCCACCGGGCCAUCUUCUUGGUGGUAAAACCAUUCAUCAGUCUCUUCCCAUGACCAUGCGGGUCUUGGUUUGGAUCUUUCUCUUCUUGACGAGUCUCGUCUCGACAUAAGAAGAAUAGAUCAGACCGAGACUUACUUUUUCCCAAAUUCUUGUCUCUGAAUGGUUUUGGUCAUGACCUGCGACGAAUUUCUUUUUCAUCGAUGCUUUGCUUUUCGUUACUUUUGCUCGUUACUCGUCGAUUCGGUUACGGUUUAGAUGCGCUCUUCGAUGCAGUCCGAUCUUCUUUGCUUCCGGGCCUUGUUCGCAUGGUGGUCGUUGGGCUUGUCCAACCGAGAUUGCAUGAACAUCAUAGAUAGCGUUGCUCUUUUUUCCUCUUUCUACGACCGCUUAAUUCUGAUACCCCCUAUGUCGUUCAGCCGCUGCUGAAAGAGGAGCUAGCUCGAGCGAAUUGCCGAGCCGGAACGCAUUUGUGCUUUUUGAUUCCCUCCGAAAAAAAGUGCUCUUUACGAUUUUCAUGCCAUCUAAUGUUUGCCCGAACUGCAUCGAUCCGUGCGUUUUAAAUAGAUCUCUUAUCCUACAGUUUUUUUCCUUUUUUUUUUUUUUUGAUUUCACGGGGCGUUGUCUGUAUUUUAUGUUUGUUCUCGUUAUGACCUUUUACCGCUGUGUCUCUACAGCUCGUCAUCGGUUUACGUGCUUCGAUUCUACCUGACCUUCAAAGAGUGACAGUUUCCUUGUCUCUGUUUUCUUUUCGCCUUCCAAAAAAAAAAAAUAACUGGACGGAGAGAUCUUGGUGUUAAUAGAUGUCAUUUGGGGCUUCGGAACGUUUACAUGGCACUAAGAGUGUCCCUCCUCGGUUGUCACGCAGGGCGAAACGACGGCGGUUAAUAGACGGGUUCUUUUUGUUUUGCAUUGCAUAGCGGCGUUGGUUUGAAUUUCCAGCCGGCCCACGGUAUUUGGGCGGGAAACAGAUUUUCUCUUUCCAUCUGCGGGGUUCGAUGAGGUUUAUUAGCCUACAAAAAAGUUUUCGAUAUCCUUUGGGACGAUUUCGUUUUCUUUCGAACUCUUAUCAUAAUGAUGCGAAGGAGAAAUUUAAAGUGGAGAUUUGAACACGCACACUCAGAUGGAAUGGAUUUUUCGACUUUGAAAGCGCGCGCGCGGGCUUUCUCGAGUCAUCGUCCUUUUUCGAAGCGCGUCGUCAUUGGCAAAUGAGUUCUGGGAGGCGGAGUGUGGUUUUUUCCGUUGUUGCUCUCUUUACCUUCCGGGUGAAUGCUAAUACCCCUUGCUCGCCCUCUUGGAGGUUUUCACCGGCGUCUUGACCUCUUCGAAUCUCUAAUUUGUUCGAGCUUGGAAAAUGGCCCCGAUGAUAUAGGGCGGACGGUGUGAUUCCAGUUAUUCUUCAUGAGGGCAAAGCAAUGAAGAAAGGAUAAAACCAAAAAGCAAAAACAAAAAAAAAAAAAAAAAGGACAAAAAGAACCAACAAAAAAAAAAGGACGGAUUCUUUCCGCUCGCUUUUACUGGGUAGUUAUUAGUUAGCAAAAUGGUACAUACGGUAAUGGAAUAAUAUCUGAGUGUCAAGAAA